AUGAAGUUCGGCGAACAAUUGAAAACGUCCUUGAUCAAGGACUACUUUUACUACUAUAUUGCCUACGAUGACCUCAAGUAUGAGCUGUCCAAGGGCCUGAGCUCCAACUCGUGGUCUGAUGUGGCCGAGGAAAGAUUUGUGACUCUCCUGGAGAGCGAGCUAGACAAGGUGUACACUUUCCAGCGGGUCAAGUCCACAGAAAUCAACAGGCGAAUUACUCAGGCCGAAAAGGAUGUCGAGCGAGUCAUUGAGCAAUCGGAGACAAACCCCAAUAGUGUGGACGAACAGCAGUUUGAGGACCUCGAAGAGGACCUGUCGUCUGUGAUAGCAGAUGUUCACGAUAUGGCCAAGUUUGCUCAAUUGAACUACACUGGAUUCCAAAAAAUCAUCAAAAAGCACGACAAGCUCACUGGCUGGACCCUCAAGCCCAUUUUCGCAGCCCGUCUCAAUUCCAAGCCCUUUUUCAACGAAAACUAUGACGUGCUAGUCGUCAAGCUGUCAAAGCUUUACGACCUAGUGCGCACACGUGGCCACCCUGUCGUUGGUGAUUCUUCCGCCGGUGGUAGCCAGCAGAACUUUGUUCGUCAAACUACAAAGUACUGGGUCCACCCCAAUAACAUCACGGAGCUCAAGCUCAUCAUUCUCAAACACCUGCCUGUUCUGGUUUUUAAUGCCAAGAAAGAGUUUGAGCGCGAAGAUAGUGCCAUCACAUCUAUUUACUAUGACAAUUCGCACUUGGACCUUUACCUAGGUCGAUUGGAAAAAUCAGAAGGUGCUGAAGCGAUCCGCCUCCGUUGGUACGGUGGUAUGUCUUCCGACACUAUUUUUGUCGAACGCAAGACCCAUCGUGAGGACUGGACUGGCGAAAAGUCCGUCAAGGCCCGCUUCCCGCUCAAAGAGAAAUAUGUCAACGAUUUCCUGUCUGGAAAAUACUCUGUGGAGCAGGCGUUUGCCAAAAUGCGCAAAGAAAAAAAGAAGAGCAUCAAAGAGAUUGAAAAUCUCGAGGCACUGGCAAGUGAGAUUCAAUAUCGGGUGAUUUCUAAAAAGCUUCGUCCGGUUGUCCGCUCAUUCUAUAAUCGUACUGCUUUCCAAUUGCCUGGCGAUGCCCGUGUGCGUAUUUCUCUGGAUACAGAGUUGUCUAUGAUCCGUGAAGAUAAUUUUGAUGGCCUCGAUCGCUCGCAUAAAAAUUGGCGUCGUAUGGACAUCGGCGUUGAUUGGCCGUUCAACCAGUUGCCUCCUAAAGACAUAGAGCGCUUCCCUUAUGCGGUUCUUGAGGUUAAACUGCAAACCCAGCUUGGACAAGAGCCUCCACAGUGGGUCCGCGAUUUGGUGUCUUCUCACCUGGUAGAAGCCGUACCCAAGUUCUCCAAGUUCAUUCACGGCACUGCAGUCUUACUUCCUGAUAUGGUCAAAUUGAUUCCAUUCUGGCUCCCUCAAAUGGAUGUUGAUAUUCGCAAGCCCUCACAGCAAUCUUAUGGCAUCGAACGGCCCGUUUCUCAAGGCACCGGUGUCGACUUGGAAGCCGGCAACACAGGGUCUGUGCACUUUCAAGCUUCAGCACACCCGCAUGCUACCGAAGCCACCCGUCUUCUUACUGGAUCGGGAGAAUAUUCCCCCAAUGCCUCCACUACCGAUGCGCACCUUGGUUUGGUUGGCAAAGCAAUUGCUUGGUUUCGAAAAGCAUUUGCAUUGGACGUCCAGGUUGCCACUGAGCCCGACGGAACAGUCUACCUUGAAAAUAUCAAACUGCCGCCUGGAAAGACACUUUGUGUCCCCGUACGUAUCGAGCCCAAAGUUUACUUUGCCAACGAGCGUACUUUCUUGGCUUGGGUGGAAAUUGGCAUUCUCUUGAGCGCCGUCGCUGGCGGACUUCUGAACUACGGUAAUGAUAUUGCCGUUCAGGCCUCUAUUGGGUUCUUCCUUGUUGCCUUUGGCACCAUCAUCUAUGCUAUCUUCAUCUAUCUCUACCGCAUGCAUGCUAUUCGCAACAAACUGGCCAUUCGUUACGACGACCAAAUUGGUCCAUUGAUCAUUUGCGUCGCCCUGGCUGCAGCUCUCGGUGUUAAUUUCGUGUUCCAGUUUUGGGCGGGCGGCACUGGAGGUGGUAAUGGAGGCGGCCCGCGGCCCACGCUUAUUAGCCAGUAG
Wickerhamiella sorbophila is the source of this 2145-nucleotide messenger RNA. RefSeq names its product Vacuolar transporter chaperone 4. The coding region runs from base 1 to 2145 and encodes 714 amino acids. The transcript has a single exon. NCBI's taxonomy places the organism in Eukaryota, Fungi, Ascomycota, Dipodascomycetes, Dipodascales, Trichomonascaceae. Gene Ontology annotation, biological process: vacuole fusion, non-autophagic; vacuolar transport; polyphosphate metabolic process. The record is from RefSeq and is a predicted model, not a curated record. Gene Ontology annotation, cellular component: vacuolar transporter chaperone complex; fungal-type vacuole membrane.